Messenger RNA from Serinus canaria (Common canary), 5246 nucleotides. RefSeq names its product cohesin subunit SA-2-like. Gene Ontology annotation, cellular component: chromatin; cohesin complex; nucleus. The record is from RefSeq and is a predicted model, not a curated record. Bases 230 to 3397 code for a protein of 1055 amino acids. Lineage: Eukaryota; Metazoa; Chordata; Aves; Passeriformes; Fringillidae. Gene Ontology annotation, biological process: sister chromatid cohesion. The transcript has 30 exons. Gene Ontology annotation, molecular function: chromatin binding.
GUGACAGCGCUCCCCGCCCCUGCCGGGCCCAGCGGCCGCCGUGAUUGACGCCGGCCCCGGGCCGACAGCGCUGGGCAGCGCUAGGGAGGGACGGCGGCGUUGUCGUUUUCGGCCGCUGUUCCGCCCGUAAAAGCCGAAGGGUUGUUAAGUUUUAACACUCUCGAUUUGGGUGAAGUUUCCUCAGAACGUCGUGACAGCUUGUUUGUGCUGCUGAAAUAAUGUAGAGGAAAUGAUAGCCGAGCCCAACGCAGCCAGUAACCUUCCCAGCCAAAAAGAGAAUGCUGUCCAUGAUGAGACUGUGCCUGAGUCUCCUGCUCAGAAUGGCACCUGUGUGAGAAAUGGCAACCUGAAAAGACCAAGAGAGAAGCGGAAGGUCCGAGAGCAGUGUGAAAACAUAAGAAGGAAUUCUACUGCUAGCAGAAGAGUGAGCCAGCUGCAGAAUGGAGAAGUGGUGGAGGCAGUUACCUUGUUCGAAGUGGUUAGCAUGGGGAAGCAGGCCAUGCAGUCUGUAGUAGUUGACUGGGUUGAAGCUUAUAAACAAGACAGGAAUGUGGCACUUCUGGAUCUCAUCAACUUCUUCAUUCAGUGCUCAGGCUGUCAAGGCAUGGUAACAGCAGAGAUGUUUCAAAGUUUGUACAAAAAAGAUGUCAUGCAAAAAAUGACAGAGACCUUUGAUAAGGAAACUGGGUUGCAGUAUAAGAAAUUCAUGGCCUAUCCUUGGAUCCUGACAGUUACUUGGCCAGUGGACAUGAACAAUGAAGAUUACCCUCUGAUCAGAACAGGACCCUAUUGGAAGAAGUUCAAGGCCAAUUUCUGUGAAUUCAUUGCAGUGCUGGUCCAGCAGUGCCAGUGCAGCAUCCUGUUUGAUAACUACUUGAUGGACACCAUCAUCUCAUUGCUUACAGGGUUAGCAGAUUCCAUGGUCAGAGCAUUCAGGCACACAAGCACUUUGGCAGCAAUGAAACUUCUGACAGCAGUUGUAAGUGUCCAUCUGAACCUUGAUGUCAACAAGCACAAUGCUCAAAGAUUGUAUGAGGUGGAGAAGAAGAGGCUAAGUGGCAAGAGGAGCAGUUACAGACUUGAUCAGCUAGAGAGAAAAAGGAAAGAGUAUGAGCAUAAGCUUCUAGAGGUACAGAACAUGAUGAAUGAUAUUUUCAAAGGGACGUUUCUAAACCGUUACCGUGAUGUUAUCCCUGAGAUCAGAGCAACUUGCAUUGAAGAAAUUGGCAGCUGGAUUAAAACAUACCCAGAUGCUUUUUUGAAUGAUAGCUACUUAAAAUAUGUUGGAUGGAUGCUCUACGAUAAGCAAGCUGAAGUGCGGUUGAAAUGUCUUCUGGGACUGCAGGGAAUUUAUAGCAGAAAAGAACUUGCUUCCAGGAUGGAUCUCUUUACUAACAGGUUCAAGGAUCGAAUUGUGUCCAUGCCUCUGGACAAGGACCAUGAAGUAGCAGUUCAAGCCAUGAAACUCUUGAUGCUUAUGUCACAGAACUGUGAGGAUGUGUUAUCAGCUGAAGACUGUGAAAUGUUAUACCAGUUUGUUUAUACCACUCACCGUCCGCUUGCAGUAGCAGCUGGGGAAUUCCUUUAUAAAAGGCUGCUUAGUCGUGAGGGAGAUAAAAUUCAGCCCAAAGGAGGAGGAAAGUUUGGGGCGAGCACUGACCAAUUGAAAAGAUUAAUACACUUUUUCCUGGAGAGUGAGCUACACAAACAUGUUGCAUACCUAGUAGACAGCUUGUGGGACUGGGCAGGCAAAUUCCUGAAGGACUGGGAGUGCAUGACCACUCUUCUAUUAAAAAAUGCUGAAGAAGCUGGAGAAGCACUGAGCGAUGCCCAGGAAAGUGCUCUCAUCGAAAUCAUCCUUGCAACAGUCAGAGAAGCAGCUGAAGGUCAUCCUCCAGUGGGCAGAGGUGCAGCCAAAAAAAUUUUGUCAAUAAAAGAGAAGAAAAUCCAAUUGGAAGAUUGUACCAAAAUUACUGAGCACUUUAUUAUGGUGCUUCCUCAGCUCUUGGCAAAGUAUUCAACAGAUGCACAAAAAGUGACAAAUCUUCUGCAGAUUCCUCAGUAUUACAAUUUAGAUGUUUACAGUACUGGACAUCUAGAGAAGCAUUUGGAUGCUUUGCUGAGAGAGAUAAAAGACAUUGUGGCCAAACACUCCGACAUGUCUGUCCUUGAGGCCUCCUCCAGGACUUACUAUAUCCUCUGCCGUGAAGAAAUUGCCAUCCAUAGCCAGGUGGAUUGUGCUCGAAUUCAAAUGAUAGAUGAGUUGAUGAAACAGCUUAACCAGCUACUAGAUUGCUUCUGGCAAAAGGAAGGAGGAUUUUGUACGGAUGCAGGAGAAAUUUCCCGGAUGCACUCAGCUUUGAGAAGAGUAGCGGCUUUUCAUAAUGCCCAUGAUCUCACCAAGUGGAAUCUGUAUGACAAGACUUUAAGGUUCCUGGUGUUUGAAACAGAACACAGCAGUUUGCCUGUUCUGAUUAUCCUACCAGCUCUCCAGUGCACAUAUUUUUCUCUCCUGUGGCAACUAGCUGCAGUUUCAGAAAAUUCUCCCAAGGAGACUCUUUUUCCUCUAAGAAGGCGGCUGAGACAUUUCAGUCAGAUUUGCACAUGCUUUCUCCACCAUAAGGAAAAAGAUGUAAGAGAAAAGGCCUUCAUGAUACUCUGUGACUGGUUGCUGAUUUUGGGUCACCUGGAUUCAAAUAAUAAUGAAGAAGCAGUUGGACUUCUAGGUUAUCUUCCUAACACACAACUUCAGGAAAAACUGUUUUCAUUUAUCCAGGAACACGUUUUCAUGGAUGGAGAAGAGGAAAAAAAAGAUCUGACAGAAGAGGGAAAGGAUGAAGCUUGCAAACUUGAUGACUUGCACAAAAAGCGGAGUCUUCUGGCUGCAUAUUGCAAGUUAAUAGUGUAUAACGUGGUAGAGAUGACUGCAGCUGCUGAGAUCUAUAAGUAUUAUGUGAAGACCUACAGUGAUUUUGGAGACAUAAUUAAAGAAACAUUAAGCAAGACGAGGUACAAUGACAAAAUUCAGAGUGCCAAGACGCUGAUUCUCUGUCUGCAGCAGCUGUUUCAGACACAUGCAGAAAGCCAAGACAGCAGUAAUGGUGUGGACUUCUCCUCUCCUUCCUUUGCAAACAUCAAAGAACUUGCUCGUCGCUUUUCACUAACAUUUGGUUGGGACCAAGUGAAAUCUAGAGAAUCUAUAGCCAUGAUACACAAGGAAGGGAUUGAAUUUGCUUUUCAAGGAGCUACUGGAGUAGAUGGAAAAUGCUUGCCUCCUAACUUGAGCUUUCUGUUAAUCAUCAGUGAAUUUUCCAACAAGCUGCUAAAGCCAGACAAAAGACUAGUGACUAUAUUAAACCUCAUGAUCAGAGGAUAUGUUCUGGAAGUAUAUUCCUGAAUGUAUCAGAUACAUUUGAUGCAUUCAGGUAGGUUUAUUCAUGGAAAACUUUUGUGGAAAAUAACAGAAUUUAGCAGGGAAAGCACUUGACUUCUUACUGCUUUGGGCCUUCCCUCUGCUGCUGGGAACAAAUGGGAAACAAUAAAAUUUGCUAGAAGGGAAAUUGCAAUUUAUCCACAAGUAUGUUCGUACUAUGUUUCUAGAAUAACAGUUUCUAUUCUGGGAGGCCUUAAGUGCCUUGCAGAGGCUGGAGAUUAUAUUUACUCUUAGAAAUAUUUAGGUUUAGCUCCAUCAUAAAUUAUUGGAUGGAAUGUUUUAGGUCAACAUGAACUUUGAGAAACAAACAUCUGGUUAUUUUCAUUUUUCUUAUUAAUCAUGGGAUUGAUGUCCAGGUCUGUAUGUUAACAUAUGUGAAUGUACCUGUAACAGAUGAGAUACAGAAUAUGGGCAUUUGUUAGAAAGGACUAUAUUUCAACACCAUCAAAGUAUAUGGACUUUAACCCUCUUCCCUGUAAUUGCACAGGCUGUAGCAGUAAAAUACCUGGCUUGUCAGUUCCUCUGUGCCACAAAAUGCACACAAGAAAUGAAUUGCUGAAUAGCAAGCAGCAUGAAGGGCCUGAUUCCUGAAUCAGUAGGAGUCUUUCCAUUGACAUUGAUAGCAGUUGGAUUAGACCCUGAAACUGUAGUUACAAUACAUGCUUGUUUGAAACCAACAAAUUCCAUUACCAGGGUUUCUUGAUCCCUGGGGCCCCCAGAGUCCAGGACUCUAAUUGUUUUGGAGCCGGUGCUUACCCUGACCUCCUCUCAGCACUGGUUUUCUUGUUUUGCAAAGCAAAUGAAAUGUCUGAUAUUUUCCAGGCCACUCUCCUAAUCAAAAAAAAAAAAAAGAAAAAGAAAAAAAAAAGAAUAAUAUGUUGCACAGGCUGGUGUUAAAACUGUCACUUCUGGUAUUUGCUAAGGUGGGGUCUGUUUUAACAACACUGGGCUUGAUUUUAAAGUGAUGAACUGUAGCUGAAAUGUGGUGAAUAUCCAGUUUCUAAUCCUGAGUCAGACUUCAGUUUUCUUUUCUUAUUGUUAUUAAGUAGGAAUGGGUCAGAAAGACUUUGUUGGAAAUGUCCUGUUUUUCAAAUAGAGCAUUUGAAGACAGCCUUUUUGCUCCAGGAAAGGUGAUAGCUUCAUCUGGGAUUCAGGAAGGCCCAAUGUCAAAUCUCUGGACUGAAUCAGACAGAACAAGGAUUUGAGAUAAUGUUUCCCACAUUCCCUGUAUUGUCACAACUGUAGAGCAGUUAUCUGCUUCUUGCAGACACUUGGCAUUUUAGUGAGAGGAUUGAGUUUGAGCUGAUAAUAUAGAAAAAUGGUUUAAUUGGUUGUUCUUUUUUUUAAAUUUUGACAGAAUAGAUGUUCAUGGUAUAAAACCCCCAUUGCCUAACCUGUACUGUUUCCUGUACUACUGAAUCACAGGGAACAUCUCUUGCCUGGGAUCUCCUUUGUGUCCAUGAGGUAGAAAAGGCCACCUGAAGAGAUGAAUCCUCACAGAAUUUCUGCUCUGUUCCGGUUGCUACUGGCGGCAGCAAUUGGCAGACUUUCCCUGCACAGGAAACUCUUUAUAUAAGCUGAUGUAGUUUUGUAAUUUCUGUGGAUCUUGUGUUGUUUCUAAUGCUGAAAAUUCAAGCACUCUUUUAGCUUUGAAGAUAUUUGCAUUUUAAAUAGAGACUUCAGAGAUGUGAGGUAUUUAACAGAAAAAUAGUGUCCUCUCUUCAACAGUUCUGUUUGCACCUUUGGAGAGUAAAGUGAAAACCCUUUCUUGGAAUACCUGCCCCAGACAUUGAAUGGAAGGAUAGUGAGUUUC